Drosophila willistoni is the source of this 2375-nucleotide messenger RNA. Its product is annotated as angiotensin-converting enzyme-related protein. Lineage: Eukaryota; Metazoa; Arthropoda; Insecta; Diptera; Drosophilidae. Gene Ontology annotation, molecular function: metallopeptidase activity; peptidyl-dipeptidase activity. Gene Ontology annotation, biological process: proteolysis. Gene Ontology annotation, cellular component: plasma membrane. The transcript is spliced from 4 exons. The coding region runs from base 355 to 2253 and encodes 632 amino acids. The record is from RefSeq and is a predicted model, not a curated record.
UAUUUGGUUGAAUCAAAAAUUUCGUUAAAAAUUAAAGUCGGAUUUACAUUCGCCACUUGAGUUCAAUACGGUUUGGACCCCCUUCCGGCUCAGCCACCGCCACUGCCUCUGCUUGCUUGGGUCUUCGGAGUAACAACUUGAAUAUAAAGAGCGUCGAGUAGGCCUCACUUGUUUAGACGCCCGACAGCAGCCAAGCAACAUCUUCGAAGCGGUGGUGAUCGUCGUACCUGACUCUGGAUCUUUCAAACUAAAAAUAAACCGUCUGGCACUAUAAAUUUCAAAGGGCAAAACUGAUAAGGCAGAGGAUAGAGUGGCAGACGCAGCAGCAUCAUCAUCGUCAGCGUCUGGGUUAAGAUGAAUGCAUUUUUGAUGCUUGGCCUCGUGCUUGCAGUCUUUUGGGCUGGGCUACCCCAUUCGGCGUUGGGCAAUAGCAAUACUUGCUCUGCAGCUGUCCUCGAUGCUCGGCGAUUCUUUCAGCAUGAGAAUGAGCAACUGCGUCAGCGGUACAACGAAGAGUUCCUGGCUGCAUACACAUACAAUACGAAUGUCACGGAAGCGAACCGUGAGGCGAUGAUUACGAUUUUUGCCAAAAAUGCUAAGGAGACCAAACGAUUGGCCGAGCAGAUUAAGUCAUCCGACUAUGACCAAUCAUCAGAUGCCGACAUCAGAAGGCAGUCGCGUCUCUUGUCCGAAAUGGGUUCCGCCGCCCUCAAUCCCGAGGAUUAUCUGACUCUCAAAAAUGCUAUCAGCUCCAUGCAGUCGAAUUACGCGACCACCAAUGUGUGCUCCUACAAAAAUCGCAGCGAUUGUUCCCUCACCCUGGAACCGCAUAUACAGGAGCGUCUAUCGAAAAGUCGGGAUCCGGAUGAGUUGGCCUGGUACUGGAGAGAAUGGUACGACAAGGCGGGCACUCCUCAGCGGGAGAAUUUCGCCACAUAUGUGAAUCUCACACGCAAAGCCUCCCAGCUAAAUGGUUAUCGCUCUUAUGCCGACUAUUGGGUACAUUUCUACGAAGAUCCCGAUUUCGAGCGGCAGUUGGAUGCGACAUUUAAAGCCAUUUUACCAUUCUACCGGCAAGUUCAUGGUUACGUUCGUUAUCGUUUGCGGCAACAUUACGGCGAAGAUGUGGUUCCCGCUGAGGGAAACAUACCCAUGCACUUGCUGGGCAAUAUGUGGGGUCAGGCCUGGAACGAGGUGAUCGAUCUCUUCACGCCGUAUCCGGAGAAACCCUUUGUCGACGUCAAGUCGGAAAUGCAGAAACAAGAGUACACGGUCAACAAGUUGUUUGAACUGGGCGAUCAGUUCUUCCAAUCCUUGGGGAUGCGUGCCUUGCCCCCGAGUUUCUGGAACUUAAGUGUCCUCACAAGACCCCAAGACCGCGAGAUAGUGUGCCAUGCUUCCGCUUGGGACUUCUAUCAGGACAGCGAUGUACGCAUUAAAAUGUGCACCGAAUUGGAUACACACUAUUUAUAUGUGGUCCACCAUGAGCUGGGGCACAUUCAAUACUACCUCCAAUAUGAACAGCAGCCGGCUGUUUACCGGGGAGCCCCCAACCCGGGCUUUCACGAAGCCGUGGGCGAUGUCAUCGCCCUGUCCGUCAUGUCAGCAAAGCAUCUGAAGAGUAUCGGUCUCACAGGCAGUGGGCGGUUGGAUGAGAAAAGCCGCAUCAAUGAGCUGUUCAAACAGGCUCUCACGAAAAUCGCCUUUCUGCCAUUCGGUUACACCAUGGACAAAUAUCGAUAUGCCGUUUUCCGCAAUGAACUGGAUGAGUCUCAAUGGAACUGUGCCUUCUGGCAGAUGAGAUCCGAGUUCGGUGGUAUCGAACCGCCAAUCAAUCGUUCCGACAAGAACUUCGACCCCCCUGCCAAGUAUCACAUAGACGCCGAUGUGGAGUACCUGAGGUACUUUGCCGCCCACAUAUUUCAGUUCCAGUUCCAUAAGGCUCUCUGUCAGUUGGCUGGCCAAUAUAGCUCGACGGACAAUCGGCUUACCCUGGACAACUGUGACAUCUUUGGUAGCAAGGAUGCUGGAAAGGCUUUGAGUAAAUUUCUAUCGCUGGGCAACUCAAUCCAUUGGAAGGACGCUCUACAAGAAUUUACAGGCGAAACCGAAAUGAAUCCCUCUGCCCUCUUGGAAUACUUUGAGCCCCUCUAUCAGUGGCUUAAACAGGAGAACAGUCGGCUUGGCGUCCCCUUGGGUUGGGGAGAGACAAACAAAAUCCCAUCUGACUGCUGCGGACCUUUUAGCACAUAAGGAAUCAACUGACUUAGUUCUAAGUGAAUGUACCGGAGUCAUAAGAAAAAUUACCAAUUUUUAUAAAAAUAUUUUGGACAAAUUAAAUGAUUGCCUAGAGAGUAUCUAGGAAAAGUAUAAAA